AUGUACGGUGGCCCGCCGUCCGCCUACGGCAACCCAUCUCCUCGGCAGCACCGGUCCAGUACGGUGUCCAACGCAACAACAUCGUCGAACAAGAGCAAGGGCUCUGUCCAUCCUUUCGCCGUGAACCGUGCUCCGUCACCCCUCCUCUCCGUCCCGGAACAGCUUGCGCCCCCGGGCCAAACCGUGACUCUCACCCGCUCCCUCCCAUCUCUCUACGACGACUUCAAGGCGCAUACCACCCCUGCGCCCGCCCAUCAAGUUGCCCUUGUGAGCACGGAAGAUGAGCAAGACGACGCCAUCUGCCCGCUCUGUACCGAGAGCUUGAGCUUUUCCUACCGUUUGCCGGGGGAGAAGCCCCACAUCAUCCCGGAAUGCGGACAUGCGCUGCACAAUGACUGCUUUGUCGAGUGCUACGGCCGAGUCCCACCCGAGGGGUCACGCCCCACUCUAGGCGUCUGCGGAAUGUGUCGCCAACCUAUGGUCGUAUCCAGCCGAGGCCAAGAGCACGGGUCCGGCAAGAACAAACUCGCUGCGCUGAUGGGCGGCGACGAAGGUCCGUCCAUGGGAGUCACGGCGCAGGACACGAGAGGCGGCGAUGAUGCGCUCGAGGCUAAAGAAGAGCGGGCCGCCAACGACACGCAAGUCAUUGUGCCAAGCAUCACGAUCAAGUCCGAGUACCCGUCGGUGCGACGGAACGCCAAGGGCAAGCUGAUGCUCACGGCGAUGCUCACGAUCGAUGUGCCGAGCGGACUUAACCGGACUCUAUACGCCCCGCGAUCUCGUCGCGAAGCCUCAAACGGUGGCGAACUGUCACCGCCACUGCCCCCUUCUCCGCAGUCGGCUACAUCCUUCCGCGAGUCGAUGCUGGUCAUGGCCAACGGCGGUGGUCCCAGCCACUUUGCCAACAUUGAGCUCGAGCUGCGAGACCGUGUGGAGGACUACGCUACGUCAGGCAUCGGCUCACUUGGCCACCUCAAGUUGUACGACAUCCUCAAGGUCCGCAAGCGCGACGUCAGCGGCGAGCUGCAGCUCUACUUGUUUGACUACGGCCUGGUGUGCAUUAGCGAAGAGCGCCGCUCUUCAACACUGCGGCACCUGUUUGGCAACCAUCGUCACCAGGUGGAACGAAAGAAGGGGCCGAAGACAUACCUCAAGGUCCGCGGACGGGUGCACUUGCACCACAUCCUGGCAGUUCAAGACACCUCCUCGAACAGCGAGCACGUCCUCACCCUCGACGUCGAGACGGAAGACGACGGGCACCACCUUUUCCACAUCUACUUCCGGGACAGCGGAUCACUCGAAAUGUGGCACAAGACGCUUGUGCGCCUGCACCAGGAAGCGAUGGCCCACACCCAGUCUAAAGCCUCCAAGCUCACCGGUGUGGUGCACAUGGGCAACCGUCCUGGCCGCGCUCUCCCUCUCACCCCCACCAUGGCGCCAUCGUUCACCGACUUCACCGACUCGUGCUUGGCGACCUGUGGGGCGCAGUGCCCCGGCAACCUAGCGUUCCAAAUCCCCCUCGCGCCAGUCCACACCCCCAUCGACCUGGUCAUUGCAGUCUCCACGGUCCCCCUGGCGCAAGGCGCGCGCGUCGGGCGCAAGCAACUCACACUGCGGAACGCGUUGCAGUGCGCACUUGCGUGCAUGGGCCCGCGCGACCGCAUCGCGCUCGUCUGCACUGAGCUGGGCGCGAACAGCGUCAUGCGACGAACGCCGCUGCUGAACCCAACGCACCACGACUCGCGUCUGCGCUUGGAGACCUUUAUCGACAUGCUCUGCCUCGGCGAGAUUGAGAAUGACGAGUUUGCUGUGCCUCCACGAGGCGAGGAGCGCGCUGAUGUUGCGACUGCUGUCAACCUGGCCUUGGAUGUAGUCCUCAGCCGCAAGGCCAAGAAUCCGCUUACGGGCGUGUUGCUCGUCAGCGAUUUGCCCGAGCCAACAAGUCGGGCCCACAUGAGCAUGGUCAACGCGCGUCUCGAGGCAGCGAGAAUCCAGAUCCACACCUUUGGGUUUGGCAAGGCGCACGAGCCAUCGCCAUUGUGGGCGAUGACGAACCAGACAAGCGGGACGUACACCUUUGUGCGCGAGUGGCACGAUCUGCGCGACGCCGUGGUCGGCUGCGUUGGCGGCCUUAUGUCGGUCGCCGUGACGAACAUGAAGCUGCGGUUGAGUUGCCAGGACGAGCAGUUCCGCGUUCAGAAGGUGACUGGGGCGACGUCUGCGAUCGUGCAUUCGUCCGGCAAGACGGUGGAUGUCGAAAUGGGCGUGCUGCGCCACUCGGAGCGGCGCGAGAUCCUGAUCGAAUUCGAAGCGAACGAGUCCGACGACCCGCCGUCGCCCGAAACGGAGCGGCGGCUGAGCGAACACCCCACCAUGGUCAGUGGCGGGGCGAGUGUGCGGUCGCGCCCGAGCAUGCGCGGCCCCGUCGGUUUCGGCAUGGACAUGAUGCACCCCGAAGACGGGAUGGUGGAGGAAGUGCCGGUGCUCGAGGUAGACUGCUCGUUCCACGACCCGGCGGUGGGGCGCUCCGUCGCGCGUCUCACUAACCCCGUGCUUCUGACGGUGGCUGUGCUCCCGGUCGCGACGCAGACGACGGCGAUGGCGGACGCGGCGAUCGUCCGCCGCCGCAUGGAGCUCAUCUCGAGCGACAUGAUCACGCGCGGCGUUAUGGCGGCCACGCGCAAGAACUGGGUGCAGGCCCUGUCGAUGCUGCGUGGCACCAAGAACACGGUCGAGGCGCUGUGCGACCAGCAGCGCCAGCAGCUCGCGAUGCUGCAGGCCGCACGGCGCGACACGGGACCACGCACACGCCGUGAGCUCAAUGUCAUCUACGCUGUCGAGGGCCUUGCGGCGACGGCGCAGGACGUGGAGGCCUUCGUGGACGGCCUCGAGGAGAGUCGGGAGAUGUUCGAGGCCGACCACCGCAAUUAUGCCGCGCAGCAGGCCGUCAUCCUCCGCACGCAGAUCAGCUGGACGAUGCGCACCCCCACAGAGCUCCACUACGCUACGCCGUGCGUGCAGCAGCUCAUCCAGGCGGGGCGCGAGUGGAAGGCGCGCCAGGGCACCAGUUAG
Molecule: messenger RNA, 3072 nt
Organism: Cutaneotrichosporon oleaginosum
Lineage: Eukaryota; Fungi; Basidiomycota; Tremellomycetes; Trichosporonales; Trichosporonaceae
Source: RefSeq, a predicted model, not a curated record